AUGGCGGCGGCGGCGGCGGCGGGGAGGCGGCGGCGGCGACGGAAGAGGCCCCAACGACCGAGCGCGACCAGCCACCACAAACACCGCCUGACCCGACCCGGAAGCCCUUCCGCCGCCCAGACGCGCACUUCCGGAAGCAGGCCGUGGGGACCGCCUCAGUCCGCGGGGGGCGGGACUUCCUCCUGGGCUCUGAUUGGUGGCGGGCAGGCAGGCAGGCAGGCAGGCGAGCGGAGCGGCGGGGGGACCGGACGCAACCCUGCCCUGGCUCAGAGGCAGCGCUGGGGCUUGGCUCUGCCAUCCCUCCUCACUGGAGCAGCUGGCUUGGAGUGUCUGGCAGUCCCUGUGGCCUGCUGGGAAAGGUGGAAGGGGAGAGGGAAGACUCUGGGGCGGGGGGGGGGAGGAGCAGCCCCCACCCCUCGCCCUGUGCCUCCCCCCGCUGGUCUUCAGAGCUGCCCGCCUGCUGCGCUUCCUGCUCUGACUGCUCUUCACUGCUUCCAGAUCUUUGACGACUAUUUUCUCCUCUGCCACCGAGGCGUGGCGAAGCGGUCGCUCUCUUCCCACCCAGGCUGGCACGGCGCCUUGAGCAGGGAGCCCCAGGUGCACUGGCUGGAGCAGCAGGUAGCCAAGAGACGGAAGAAACGAGAUGUUUUCCUGGAGCCAACAGACCCCAAGUUCCCUCAGCAGUGGUACCUGUCUAACGGGAACCAGCGAGACCUGAACGUGCGGGAGGCCUGGCGACAGGGCUACACCGGCCGAGGCAUUGUGGUCUCUAUUCUGGACGACGGCAUUGAGAAGAACCACCCGGAUCUAGAAGUCAAUUAUGACCCUGCGGCCAGCUUUGAUGUGAACGACCAGGAUUCGGAUCCCCAGCCCCGCUACACGCAGAUGAAUGAGAACAGACAUGGCACACGGUGCGCAGGUGAAGUGGCCGGUGUGGCAAACAACGGCAUCUGUGGUGUGGGCGUGGCAUACAAUGCCAAGAUUGGAGGUGUGCGCAUGCUGGACGGGGAGGUGACCGAUGCCGUGGAAGCCCAAUCCUUGGGCCUGAGCCCCAACCACAUCCACAUCUACAGCGCCAGCUGGGGCCCCGAGGAUGACGGGAAGACGGUGGACGGCCCCGCCCGCUUGGCCGAAGAGGCCUUCUACAGGGGGGUCAGCCAGGGGCGCAACGGGCUGGGCUCCAUCUUCGUGUGGGCCUCGGGGAACGGCGGCCGGGAGCACGACAGCUGCAACUGCGACGGCUACACCAACAGCAUCUACACCCUGUCCAUCAGCAGCAGCACCCAGUCGGGGAAUGUCCCCUGGUACAGCGAGGCCUGCUCCUCCACUCUGGCCACUACCUACAGCAGCGGCAGCCAGAACGAGAAGCAGAUUGUGACGACAGACCUGCGGCAGAAGUGCACCGAAUCGCACACGGGCACCUCGGCCUCGGCCCCACUGGCUGCUGGCAUCAUCGCGCUGGCCUUGGAAGCCAACAACAACCUCACCUGGCGGGACAUGCAGCACCUUGUCGUGAGAACCUCCAAGCCCGCUCACCUCAACACCAACGACUGGGCUGUCAACGGGGUGGGCCGGAAAGUGAGCCACUCCUAUGGCUAUGGCCUCUUGGAUGCCGGGGCCAUGGUGGCUCUGGCCAAGAACUGGACCUCAGUGGGCCCCCAGCGGAAGUGUGUGGUCGACAUCCUCCAGGAACCCAAAGACAUAGGGAAGCGGUUAGAGGUGCGCCAGCGGGUGGACGCCUGCCAGGGCAAGGCAAGCUACAUCAGCCAGCUGGAGCACGUGCAGGCGCGCCUCACCCUCUCCUACAACCGGCGGGGAGAUCUGGCCAUCCACCUCGUCAGCCCGGCAGGCACGCGCUCCACCCUGCUCGCUGCCAGGCCACACGACUACUCAGCGGACGGCUUCAACGACUGGGCCUUCAUGACGACACAUUCCUGGGACGAGGACCCGUCGGGGGACUGGGCGCUGGAGAUAGAGAACACCAGUGAAGCCAAUAAUUACGGUACGCUCACCAAGUUCACGCUCGUGCUGUACGGGACAGCCGCAGACUCCCCCGGCCUCCCCAACCAGUUUGAGAACGGGGGCUGCAAAACGCUGGCUCCCAGCCAGGCUUGUGUGGUGUGCGAAGAGGGAUUCUACCUCCAUCAAAAGAGCUGUCUCAAGAUGUGCCCCCCGGCCUUCACCCCUGGCACCAUGGCCACGCCUCUAGAGAACAGCUUCGAUCCCCACCUGAGCCCCCACCUCUGCGUGCCCUGCCACCCGUCCUGUGCCACCUGCCUGGGGCCGGAGUCCACCCAGUGCUUGUCCUGCCCAGUCCACGCCCACUACAACGUCCAGGAGCAGACCUGCUCCCACCAGACCCAGAGCAGCCGAGCCUCCCCUGCCCGGCCAGAAGGCGUGCCGCUCUCCACGCCCCCGUCCCGCCUGCCCAUCCUGGUGGCCAGCCUGAGCUGUGCCUUCAUCGUCCUGGUCUUCGUCACCGUCUUCCUUGUGCUGCAGCUGCGGUCGGGUCUGCGCCUCCGCGGGGUCAAGGUCUACUCGCUGGAGAGCGGAGGCAUCGUCGCCUAUAAGGGGCUUCCGUCCGAUGCCUGGCAGGAGGGGCCGGAGGAAGAGGAAGAGGGGGAGCGGACUGCCUUCAUCAGAGACCAGAGCGCUCUUUGAUGAUCCUGCGGCCCCCGGCACAGCAGGGGGGAGGCCGUGGGGCCCCGAGUCUCUGCGCCUGUUUGCUCCCUCUCCUAGGGCUGAGCCGAGCCGAGCCCUGCCAUCUGUGGGUGGAUGCUGCUGGAGCUGUCCUCGGUUGCCCAAUUCUGGUUUUAACUCACCAAAGUGUUUUUAAACUGAACCAGUUUGUCUGUCCCCCUUCUGGUGGGAGAGACCUGUGAGUGUGAGGUGCUUUCCUUUCCUUGGGAAGGGAAGGGUGGGGAGGAGCUGUAUUGAGAGGGGGAGGAAAGGCCCGAGAGCUUGUGACUUCCCCGGUCCCUUGACCACCCCCACCACCCCGGUGUCUUUGGCAGACAAGCGCUCCAGACUCAGCUUCCCUUCCCUUCCCUGCCAGCAAUAAUGGGCUGGAGCUUGUCCCCUCCUACCCACCCACCCCGCCCCUCCUGGUCGCAGCUCUGGGCUUCCUGCUCCUUGCAUGCUGUUGCCCCGGUUUCUGCUGCCUUGGGAGAGGGGGCAGAUGAGCGAGUGGGUUCCCUGUUGGGUAUGGGGCUCGGAGGAGUUGCGCUGCGUGCCUGUUCAGCAGCUCCGGAGGACCGCCGGCCUCCCUCCGCUCAGCCCCACUCGGCACCUCCUCCCCCUGGCUCUGCCCAAAGUCACUGGAGCUUCCAUCUUUCCUCAUGUGCCUUGUAGCCCGUCUCCUCUUGAUGACAAUCUUCUGCGGGGCCUGGGCUCCUGCUGCUGUCUGCCCUGGACUCGCCCUCCUGCUGGCCCAUGCACUGCGUGGCAGGGGGCGGGACGGGGGCUGCCCAGGACUCUUUUUCUAUCAUGACUUUUUGGUGCACAAAAAUUUCUUGUAAUUUAAAAACAAGGAGCCGUUUCCUGCGGCCAGAUUUUUUUAAUUUAAUGGAUGUGGAUAUAACGCUAGAGAGAUUAAAGUUUAUUAAAUGGUGGAACUAUGCAAA
This is a messenger RNA of Sphaerodactylus townsendi, 3623 nucleotides long. It is a transcript of the gene FURIN, whose product is annotated as furin, paired basic amino acid cleaving enzyme. The record is from RefSeq and is a predicted model, not a curated record. Gene Ontology annotation, molecular function: serine-type endopeptidase activity. Bases 1 to 2661 code for a protein of 886 amino acids. The transcript has 16 exons. Lineage: Eukaryota; Metazoa; Chordata; Lepidosauria; Squamata; Sphaerodactylidae. Gene Ontology annotation, biological process: peptide hormone processing. Gene Ontology annotation, cellular component: Golgi membrane; trans-Golgi network.